Molecule: messenger RNA, 1019 nt
Organism: Clunio marinus
Lineage: Eukaryota; Metazoa; Arthropoda; Insecta; Diptera; Chironomidae
Source: the annotation of a GenBank genome assembly
AGUAGGUAUUUGGUAAAGUAGGAGGAAAAAUUUAGAGAAUGGCUCAGGCUUUUGAAAUUCGAGACCGAUUCUAUGGGAAAAACUUCAUAAAAAUUGCUCAAGUAGAAAGAAAUGGUGCAAAUCACGUGAUCAAAGAGUACGAAAUGGAAUUAAAGAUGUCAUUGGCAGGAGUGAAAGAAUAUACAAGUGGGAUGAAAGUUUUGUUUUUAGAGAGUUAUAGAUUAAAGCAAUUCUUUAUUAAAGCUGAUAAUUCUGAAUUGAUUUGUGCCAACGGAUGCAUAGAUACAAUUUAUAUUCUUGCAAAUAAUCACGGUAUUAAGUCACCAGAAGCUUUUGGAACUCUUGUGUGUAAUCAUUUAUUAUCGGAAUACGAUAACAUGACGAUGGCACAGUUGACCAUUGAAGAUUUUGCUUGGAAUAAAAUUUCCUACGAUGGAGAUAUGAAUUGUGAAGAAAAAACAAUUUUGCACAAUCAUGCUUUCAUACACAAUUCAGAUUGUGCACGAACAUGCACUGUCACAUUUCAUCGUAAAGAUGAUGUUCCAACUGUCACAAGUGGAAUAAAAAACUUACGAUUAAUGAAAACAGCACAGGCGCAGUUUAUAGGGUUUCGUCGUGAUGGCUAUACAACUUUACCAGAUAUCUUUGAUAAACUCUUAUGCACGAAUGUAACCUGUACAUGGAAUCUAAAAAAAGGUUCAACAUACGAGGACUAUAACAGAAUUUGGAAUGAUGUGAAAAAUCGCAUAAUAAAGUGCUGGGGUGGCGAUCCCGUAGAAGGAGUUCUAUCGACAUGUAUGCAAUUUACGCUUCAAACUAUUGAACGGAAUAUUCUUGAAUCGAAUCCUGAAAUUAUUUCUAUUCAAAUGCUGAUGCCAAAUCUUUUGUAUGCUGAUUUCGAUUUUUCAAAAUUUAAAACUCUGGAAAUUAAAAGAGGUUUUAGAUCUAUUCAUAUACCAUCUGAAAAGCCUUUGGGUGCUGUUUAUGGAGAAUUGGGGAGAUUGGAAACUAAACAAUAA